ACAGACAACAGAGUAGUGUAGAGGAGUGGCCUGGCACUUGGAAGCUUACAAACAACCCCGUGGAUGAGCUAAAGAUUCACAAAUAGACAGCAGACUGGAUGAGAAAAAAGUUUCAGGCACUGAGAAGACACAAGAACGACCAGGGGGAAAGGUUGAGAAAGAGACCAAGAGGUGAGCUGGGAAGAAACCUGAGAGAAUGUCUUCGUUCGAGGCCCAGGGCCAGUCUCCUCCUCGCUGCGGCCCACAGUUCCCGAGUCUGGGCCAGGAGCCCCCUGAGCUCAGCAUGUACGGGGACUGUUACUACCCUCCUCCCUCGCUACCGAGUCCUCAGCGCAACACGCCGACCUCCUACGACCUGAGCGACUACACCACCUCUUCAGCGAAUCCUUACCUGUGGUUCAACGGCUCCGGGAUCAACACAUCGCCUUAUCUGACGACUACCGGCCCACCCGGUAAUCCCGGCCCUCCUUUUGUCCCCCAGCACUACGGCAUGCAGAGGCCUUACCUGGGUCCAGCUGGAGCCGGCGGUCCAGGGGGAGAGCUGAACUGGUUCUCCCUCCCCUCACAAGAAGACUUGAUGAAGUUGGUGAGGCCCCCUUAUUCCUACUCUGCUCUCAUUGCCAUGGCAAUCCAUGGGGCGCCUGACAGGAGACUGACCCUGAGUCAGAUUUACCAAUACGUCGCUGAUAACUUCCCCUUCUACAACAAGAGUAAAGCGGGCUGGCAGAACUCCAUCCGGCACAAUCUGUCACUCAACGACUGCUUCAAAAAAGUUCCCAGAGACGAAGAUGACCCAGGUAAGGGCAACUACUGGACCCUCGAUCCAAACUGUGAGAAAAUGUUUGACAAUGGUAACUUUCGCCGCAAGAGGAAAAGGAAGUCUGAUUCCCUGUCCGGUAGCGACGCCAGUGCUGGGACUCCAGAGUCGGGUGACAGUGAGAGGGGCAGCCCCAAACACUCCGGCAACCCUCCCCUGAACAUCUCCCCCACGGCGGACAGGAUCCCCUCGCCCUCCUUGUCGGGACCCACGCCGUGCCUGAGCAGCUUCUUGUCUGAGAUGUCUGGAGUCUCUGCUGGAGGGACAAGCGAGGUGGGAAGCGACGGGCUGAACAGGCCACUGCAGAUCAAUCUCUCCUUAGAUGGGCCUCAUAGACCCACACAACCAGCAAGCUUCAGCAGCUACUCCCCCAACUCAAGCGGCCCAGAGUGGGUACCCCAAGUCCCGGCUGCCCCCGUGCUCUCGUCCUCACCCACCAACUCUUCCCUCGGUUACACCAGCCCCAUCCUCAGUCAGUACAGCAGCUCCAGUGGGCACUUCUACCCCACACUGAGCUCAACAGGAAUCAUCUACCAUCGGGAGGGCACAGAGGUGUAACAAUAAGACAUUAAAAGAGGAGAAGUCGUAUUCGGAAAGACUGUUCACGGGAAGUCUCAUCUAUCUGCUUACUUCUGUUUAUGAGAGGCUCUGUUGUGCGAGGCAUUGCGAAGUGUGUGACAGAGACGGUUGAGAUCGUUUGUAGCGUGAGACAGCAGAGUAGAACGGCUUUGAUUCCCACAGAAACCGCUGAAUCAGCUGCAGCAGACUCAGACUGCCACUGCCUGAAACCCCAGUCGCUCUCGCUAUCAGAUCCUCAGUCAGCUAUUAUUCUAACUAGCACUAACCUCUAUCAGAUCUGACUCAUUAUGAACAGAUCCCAGAUCUGAUGUGCUGACAUCAGGCCAUUCCACUCUGCUAUCAGUGAUUCUCUGACGGUAUCACCCAUACAUCGCUCAGGCAGCACAUUUAGAGCAGAGCUUGAAUUACAUCUUUGUCUACAUGCUGUGUGUGAAAGAAUAAACAACAGAAAGUUACACCAUCUCUUUUUUUGUGUGUGUGUGUUAAAACUAGAAAACUCUACUUAACUUGGAAUGUUACGUGUGACACACAGGUGGUGAGUGUGCUUUGUAAAUACGUGUCUGUGUUGUGUAAUGUUAUACAUGAUUGUUGGUUUGCUGGUACAACUUUAAAUUGGAAAAUGGUUUCAUAAUGUACGGUAUACGCUGUAUGCAUUGUGUUUUUGAUAUGAAUAAAUGAUUUUAGAGUUA
This is a messenger RNA of Salarias fasciatus (jewelled blenny), 2085 nucleotides long. It is a transcript of the gene foxi3b, whose product is annotated as forkhead box I3b. Gene Ontology annotation, biological process: cell differentiation; regulation of transcription by RNA polymerase II; anatomical structure morphogenesis. Gene Ontology annotation, molecular function: DNA-binding transcription factor activity, RNA polymerase II-specific; RNA polymerase II cis-regulatory region sequence-specific DNA binding. The coding region runs from base 197 to 1375 and encodes 392 amino acids. NCBI's taxonomy places the organism in Eukaryota, Metazoa, Chordata, Actinopteri, Blenniiformes, Blenniidae. The record is from RefSeq and is a predicted model, not a curated record. The transcript is spliced from 2 exons.